Microthlaspi erraticum is the source of this 507-nucleotide messenger RNA. Lineage: Eukaryota; Viridiplantae; Streptophyta; Magnoliopsida; Brassicales; Brassicaceae. The record is from the annotation of a GenBank genome assembly.
AUGUGUCCUCGACCUACUCGAACAUGCGAAAUCUGCGAGAAAGUUGUAUCCAAAUACACCUGCCCUUCUUGUCUUAUCCCUUACUGCUCCUUGAGUUGUUUCAAGAUACACAAAGAAACUCCAUGUGCUAAACCUUCUUCCACCGAGGAAAAUCCAGCGGCUUCUCCAACAAAGGAAGUCCCUGUGGAGAAACCAGUGUGUGUCGAGGAAGCAAACGUUGUUAUAGAAAAGACACAGCUCAAGGCCAUUGCUGCAACUCCAGUAAUCUCUGUGGCAAGACCGAUAAAUGUAGAGGAAGAAAAGUUUGUUGUAGACAAGACACAGCUCGAGGCUAUAGCUUCUUCUAGUGAAAUCCGAGAAGCUCUAAAGGACGAAGCCCUUCAGAAACUUAUCUUCAAUAUUGAUACUUCUUCCAACCCUUUGAAGGAACUCGAUGAAGCCAUGGGAGUAGAAGCUUUCCGCAUAUUCACAGAUAAGAUUCUAUCAAACAUUUCGGAGAGUAAAUGA